This is a messenger RNA of Prorocentrum cordatum, 1026 nucleotides long. NCBI's taxonomy places the organism in Eukaryota, Dinophyceae, Prorocentrales, Prorocentraceae. The record is from the annotation of a GenBank genome assembly.
AUGACGAGCACCGCCACGUUGACGAGCACGACCGAGACUAGCACCACGACGUUGACGAGAACGACGGAGCCGAACAGCAGCACGACAGAGUCCAGCAGCACGGCAGUGAACAGUACGCCGCAGAGCAGCACUACAGAGUCGAGCAGCGCGAUUGUGACCAGCAGCACAGCACUGAGCAGUACGACGCUGAGCAGAACUACAGAGCCGAGCAGCGCGAUUGUGACCAGCUUGUCGAUGACGAGCCCCACGACGUUGACGAGCACGACCGAGACUAGCACCACGAUGUCAGCCAGCACGACGGAGUCGAGCAACAGCACGACAGGGUCGAGCAGCGCGACUGAGAGCAGUACGACGCAGAGCAGCAUUACAAAGUCGAGCAGCGCGACUGUGACCAGCAGAACAGCAGUGAGCAGUACGACGCAGGGCAGCACUACAGGGUCGAGCAGCGCGACCGUGACCAGCCUGUCGAUGACGAGCACCGCGACGUUGACGAGCACGACACAGACCAGCGCCGCGACGUCAGCCAGCACGACGGACACCGCGACGUUGACGAGCACGACACAGACCAGCACCGCGACGUCAGCCAGCACGACGGAGUCGAGCAGCACCACUGUGACUGGCACCACCAGCCUCACAAGCUCGACAUAUUCAGAUAGUAUUUCGCUGAGCAGCAGGGACAAGGUGAGCAGUACAACAGUGAGCAGUACGACGCAGAGCAGCCCUACAGCCACGAGCAGCGCGACUGUGACCAGCAUGUCGAUGUUGAGCAGCACGACGUUGACGAGCACGACAGGGACCAGCACCACGGCGGUGACUAGCACGACGGACUCGAGCAGCGCGACUUGGACUGGCACCACCAGCACCACAAGUUCGGGAUAUUUAAGCAGUACUUCUCUUAGCACUACUGAGCCAAUCAGCCCGAUGGUGAGCAGUACGAGGCUUACCAGCACUGAAACGGCCAGCAGCACAAGAUCGACAGCACUACAGAUUCGAGCAGCGCGACUGGGACCAGCAUGUCCAGGCUGA